AUUAUAACCAUGGAUCUCCAAGGACAGCCCAUCCCCCCUGGCCAGAGAAGCACCAAGGUCACUUCCGACCCUGAGCGCAGAAACAACCCUAUCCAAGAGCCAUCUGGCCCCAUCACCAACGACUCCUUGGCCGCCGAAUCAGCCACCCAGGGCGGCGCUUUCUCUCAGAACCGCGGAGCUCAGCCCAUGGGCGUUUCCGCAGGACAAUCCACUGUCCGAAACACCGACACCAGUGCUGCCACUAAGCUCGACUCCAACGCCGACACCCAGGACAGGUACCCCGAGGGUCUAGGCGGACAGGGCAACUACCCUGGCGCUCACCUUCCCGAGUCCGGCUACGUCGGUGGUCCCACCUCUGCGCAGAAGGAACUCGGUAUCGGCCAGGGCCAGUACCCUGCUUCUCAGAAGCUGUCUCAGCAGCAACAGUCCUCUGGAGGAGGAAGAAGCGGUGGUGCUAGCUACUCCCAGCAGCCGCCGCAGCAGCAGCCCGCUCAGGCUAGUGGCAGCGGCUACAGCAGCCAGUACAAUGCUGGAGCUGCGCCGUCUUACGUUCACGAUGUGACUGGUAGCUUGAGUGACAGCAAGCCCAAGGGUGUCAACCUGAAGGAAGGAGAUAUUCCUGAUGAUGCACCGAACGCUAGCUGGACUACUGAUAUCGGUAGCGAGAAUGACCCCGGUCGCUUGGCGCAGGGUGGCUUCCAGCGUAAGACUGCGGAGAGUGGUCCUGACGGUACCAAUGCCGGCAGACAGAAGGGCAUCGAUAACCAGCACCCGUACCAGGCUUUGCAGUCGGACCAGAGGGCUUGA
Messenger RNA from Aspergillus costaricaensis CBS 115574, 807 nucleotides. RefSeq lists its product as uncharacterized. The transcript has 2 exons. Lineage: Eukaryota; Fungi; Ascomycota; Eurotiomycetes; Eurotiales; Aspergillaceae. The record is from RefSeq and is a predicted model, not a curated record. The coding region runs from base 10 to 807 and encodes 265 amino acids.